Messenger RNA from Penicillium verrucosum, 978 nucleotides. RefSeq names its product DUF924 family protein. The transcript has 3 exons. The coding region runs from base 1 to 978 and encodes 325 amino acids. Gene Ontology annotation, molecular function: protein binding. Lineage: Eukaryota; Fungi; Ascomycota; Eurotiomycetes; Eurotiales; Aspergillaceae. The record is from RefSeq and is a predicted model, not a curated record.
AUGAGACUUCUAGUGCGCAGCAAGGCAAUCUCAACAGGACUUUUUCAAAGACUUGCGACUGUCAACCCAGUGGUGAUACUGGCCAAUGCCCUGAUAUUCACCCCGAAUCUCCGUACAAAUCCAAUUGGAAGGCCUCAAUUGCAGAAAACUUUUGGCAGAAGUACCUUUGUUCGCGAAUUUCACUCAACUCCAAUCACAAUGGCAAGCCUCUCCGAGCUCAAACAGACUUUGACACCAACCCUCCUUGAUGACGUACACAAGUUGUGGUUUGAUCAUCUGAGCUGCGACGAGGCGCUCAUCCUACCCGGAUGGAGCGAUAUGGGGAAGUGGUUUUCUCAUGACGAGGCUUUUGACAAGGCCUGCGUCACCCAAUUCCGCCCAGCUUUGGAAAUAAUAGUUGGCUCCGGAGCAUCAGCCUCGGACAUUCUAUCUGCAGUUAACCCAUCCUCACCGAUGGAUUGGCUCUGCCUCAUUAUUCUACUUGACCAGAUUCCCCGCAAUUCCUACCGGGGAGCCGAGUCAAAGCUGGUGUUUGGGCGCUUUGACCCAUUAUCCGAGGAGAUUGCCCUUCGCGCAAUUAAAGAAGGGAUACCGACACAGUCACCGUAUUUCAAGUAUCGAAUGGCGUAUCGUACUUGGUUCCAUAUGCCCCUUAUGCAUUCGGAAAACUUGGCUGUGCAUGAGCAAGCCAUCAAGGUGCACGAGGAUAUAGCCAGAGAUUUGAAUGAGCUUAUGGCUAGGGAUGCAUCAACUCUUACGGAAGAGGAAAGAAAAUGCCACGGUGUUCUAUCCGAGCAGGCGGAGGCGGUCCAGACAUUCUUGAGCAGUAAUUCUGACUUUGAAAAGAGGCACAAAGUGAUCAUUGAGAGGUUUGGACGAUACCCCCAUCGGAACCAGGCACUGGGGAGAGUAUCUACCCCGGAGGAAAUUGAAUACCUGAACAAUGGCGGGGAGACAUUUAGUGGUAGCUCAAAUUGA